Molecule: messenger RNA, 3281 nt
Organism: Triplophysa rosa
Lineage: Eukaryota; Metazoa; Chordata; Actinopteri; Cypriniformes; Nemacheilidae
Product: core histone macro-H2A.1
Exons: 9
Coding region: 129-1217 (362 amino acids)
Cellular component (GO): nucleosome
Molecular function (GO): structural constituent of chromatin; DNA binding; protein heterodimerization activity
Source: RefSeq, a predicted model, not a curated record
CGGCUUCUAGCGACAGACGCCGGUCUCUGCCGUACCGCGCUGUGGAUUGUGGGUGUCGGGGACGUUGGUUGCGCUUGAAGCAAUAGUGGACUAAACUCAGAGCGUCGCGCAUUCUACUGAGAGUCAACAUGUCUAGCCGUGGUGGAAAGAAAAAGAUUACCAAGACAUCCCGGUCUUCUAAGGCUGGAGUUAUCUUCCCUGUCGGCAGAAUGCUGCGUUACAUUAAAAGAGGACUUCCCAAAUAUCGUGUUGGUGUUGGGGCUCCGGUUUACAUGGCUGCAGUUUUAGAAUACCUGACUGCUGAAAUUCUGGAGCUGGCAGGAAAUGCGGCCAGAGACAACAAGAAGGGCCGUGUAACACCUAGACACAUUUUGCUAGCCAUCGCCAAUGACGAGGAACUUCAUCAACUACUGAGAGGCGUUACUAUUGCUGCUGGUGGAGUAUUGCCCAAUAUUCAGCCAGAACUGCUCUCCAAAAAGAGGGGCUCAAAAGCGAAGCUUGAAGCCAUCAUCACCCCUGCACCAACAAAGAAGUCUAAAGCCACUAAAAACGCAGAUGUCAAGAGACUUGGUACUAAAAAGUCGACAAGGGUUAAGAAACGGGGUGAGACGAGUAAAUCAGCAAGCGCAGACAGGACCACAGCGGCUGAUAGGUUUACUGUGCUCUCCUCCAAGACUCUGUUUCUCGGCCAGAAGUUGCAAGUUGUGCAAGCUGAUAUUGCCACCAUCGAAAGUGAAGCUGUUGUUCACCCAACCAACUCCACCUUCUACAUGGGUGGUGAAGUAGGCAGUGCUUUGGAGAAGAAAGGUGGGAAGGAGUUUGGAGAUGCAGUUGUUGAACUACGCAAGAAAAAUGGCCCUCUUGAGGUGGCAGGAGUUGCUCUGACCUCAGGAUUUGGACUUCCUGCAAAGUUUGUCAUCCACUGUAACAGUCCAGGAUGGGGAUCAGAUAAAUGUGAAGAGAUGCUAGAUAAAACUGUGAGGAACUGUCUUGCUCUUGCUGAUGAGAAAAAACUUAAAUCCGUGGCAUUCCCAUCUAUCGGCAGUGGCAGAAAUGGUUUUCCUAAGCAGACUGCUGCCCAGCUUAUUUUGAAGGCUAUCUCCAGCUACUUUGUGACAACAAUGUCAUCCUCAAUCAAGACUGUGUAUUUCGUACUGUUUGACAGUGAGAGCAUAGGGAUCUAUGUGCAAGAAAUGGCAAAACUGGAUGCCAAUUAACUUUAUUAUUAUUUACCAAAGGUAGAUUCAAAGCUAAAAAUAAAAACAUUUAAAGAUUAUACAGUAUGAAGAGUAUGUUCAUUUUUAAGGAAAUAUGAUUUUUUUGUUGGUACUUUAUAGUGAUGGGUGUUGUACUGUGUACUAAUGAAGGUUUGCUGCAUUCCAGAUUCCAAUUCGUUUUUUUAAUUCAGAAAUGUUUAGGACACUUGUUUCAGCACUCUUCUGGGCUGAGUUUAAAAAUUACACUUAAAUGUAAUGAAUAUGUAAUGAAAUACUUAUUAAAUGCAGUAGCCAAUAAACUGGCUAUUGUAUACAGUAUGGCAAAUAAAUAAACAAAUACAAUUGAUUAAUUUCAGCAAAAGAUGAGAUCUUUCAGGGGAGAAUGAUAGAUAGGCUAUACAGGCUGAAAAAGAGGGGAAACAUAUUAAGGAGGCAGUGAUUGUGUGAUGUGUUCCGUAACAAUCAACAAAUAAUAUGAAAACAAACCCCUGUGCUGAAUAUUUAAACUAAGUUACAAAGAUGAUCAAUUUAGGUGACAUUGUAGCACGUCAUGAAAAACAUACUUGUAAUGUCUAUCUAAUGUUAGGCCUAAUAUAUGCCAAUUAUAUAUAUAUAUAUAUAUAUAUAUAUAUAUAUGUUGUAAAAUAGACUAUAUUUAGAAUAAAACUGUAAUUUGUCACUGCUGCCAGCAGAUGGCCCUCUAAGUCUAAUUUUAUCUCACUGGAACUUAUACGGUAGACUACAUUUGGAUGUGUGUUGAGUCUCUUUCGAUGUACACUUACUUACUGUACGUUAAACAUAUAGGCCACUUCUGUUCACCACACUUACAUUCAUUUGAUCAAGAGUUACUGUUGAAACAUUGUGAAAUGUUACAGAUGACAUGAUGGGACACAAAAUGUUCCCAGCUCAACACCUAAAACUUCAUAUACUGUUUUUUAAUGAUUGUUAGCAUUGGUCUCUCCUUAUUUCCGUGAUGAGAAAACAAUAGAAAAUGCUCAAAACACAAGAAAAUGCAAAGGAUUCAAUGGUUCUAAUAAGAAUUGUAUUGGUUUUAAUAGAAACUGUAAAGUCUACUUGUAUAUGAUGGAAACUAUGGUGGGAUCGUGGGAUGUUAUCUGGCAGAUGGGAACCAACAGAACACUAUAAAAUCCUACAAAAAAGAUUUUUUUGUAAUUGGAAUUGUUGUAAUGGAAAAGCUAAUGGCUCAUUGUGGUAUUUUAAUGUAAACCAUAUCAUUUCUGAUGGUUUCUUUGGGGUUUUGUUGUUUUCUUUUAAUUUAAUUUUCUUUUAUUUAGGUAAUGCUUUUCUCAAUUUUCAUUGGUGCAAAGCAGCUUUACACGCUGUUAAUAAAUGCUGUGUUUAACACCACAGUUAGUGCUACUAGUAUAUUUCUGGGAUAUGUCUGUGUCUUAAACUACUGACUAUGAUAUUAUCUUUUAUCUGGUCUGUCAGCUUCUCUCUCAUAAUUCCUCACUCUUUAGUACCAGUUUAAUGUUAAUAAUAAAUCUUUGACCAUUUAAACUAGUGAUGUCCAGGUACGAAUUGUUGAGUUGGUUCUUUUCAGUGGAUUGGUCAAAAGGUGGUAGCACCAUGGUCUAAACUGGUUGACCGUUUCACCGUCAUGAUGAAUUGUCCUAAGCGGUGGUUUAGGUGAAGACUGAAAUAAUUACUUUACGCCAGCAAUGAGGAAGUUUACCUGGAGGUAGACUUGUGGACGUUGCAUGUUUUUAACAUUCAGUAUGGGCCAAAGGUGAUGUCCGGGAGGCAUGUUUGUACCAUACUUUUAAUGUCCCUCGGGUUAUAUUAAAGCUUUAAAAUAUGAGGUGUACUAUAAGACAUUUAUUGGGCAAAAUUGUCUGGCAAAAAUGCAAACUACAGCAUUAAUGAAUAUGGGUUUUAUUUGAAUAAAGCCCGUAUUUGUUGAGUUUAUCUGCAAAAACAAAUCACGUAUAUUCUUAAAUAAAAAAAUAAUGUUUUUUAUGAUGUUAUGUUUUUAUUGUUUUUUAUUGUGUUAGUUAGCUGGUUGUUUUAUAGUUAUAAUUACUUAACUCAACUGCAGUUGGA